UCUGGCUCGACAGUGUAAACUAUUCUAAAAUAGCAACAGACCAUGUUAUCUAUCUCCUUUCCAACUUUUCAUCAACAUUAUUGGAUACAAUCAGGGUACCGUUCUUCCCCACAAAACAUCAUAUCAAAAAGCAAUGAAAAGCCAAUCUAGCCUAACCUUACUUUAUGUGUACAUAUAUGCCCAAAGCUCACAAGUCAGAUCCUACUUUCACUAUCAAGUGGAGUAUAAAAGGUUAAAAAUACUAAUUAAUUCAGAUUCCAAUAACCAAAGUGGAUAAACAUGAAGACUCCAUCAUAUUAUCCUACUCAAAAAGUAUAGCAGGUAUAGAUUUGUGAAAUGAGGUAAGAAGCAUGUAUUGGCAGGCAGUUCAAAUAAGUUGUGAUUCGAUUUUGACAGUGGAUGAAAUGAUUUAGUUAGAAUUGUCAACUAUAUAUUUUGAUGGCUAUUCCAAAGUUGGCCAAGAAAGGUUAGGACUUUGUAAGGAGAAAAGAGGAAAACGGGUAAAAGAUUAUAGUGGGGAAUCAUAAGCUUGAAAGGGGGCUAACAGUGAAGAUGACCUGAGCAUUGUUCCCUACAGAACCAAGCAUCACUAGGUGGGGUUACUAAUUGGGAUGACAUAAAAUAAACAUCCUAUCUAACUUCCAUUACACUCUGAUACACUUAGUUUUUUCUUCUUUUGAAAUAACCUUAAAAAGGAUUCCAGUAAGUCUUUUCUUAUCUACUCAACUUCACUGGACAUUAGAAUUACUCAUCUGAGUUUAGGAAGAAAUGAUGAUUGAGGGAGAUCAAACAAGUCUUACAACAGCAACCAAGGAACAACCAGGCGAAGUGAUUGACAGAGAUAAGAACAUCGAUGAUGGAAGCGAAGAUGACAGCCCCAAAGAGUGGUUAAACCUGAGCUUAGGAGGCACUUCACUCUCAACAGCUGGAGACCCUGAUUCACAAUCAAGACCAACCAAAGUUUUUUCAUGCAAUUUUUGCUUGAGAAAGUUCUUUAGUUCACAGGCAUUAGGAGGUCAUCAGAACGCUCACAAAAGGGAACGAGGUGCAGCAAGAAGAUAUCAAUCUCAGAGUCAGAGGACGAUGGCACUAAUGGGCCUGUCCGUGAACAAUCCAAUGCUUCGAUCACUUGGUGUCCAAGCCCAUUCACUAGUGCACAAGCCAUGCAGAAGUGGAACUAUGGUGGCGCCAAGCUUUCAAGAAGCAUAUGCAGCAGGGCUCGGAAUGGCAGGUACACCUUUCAUGUCUGAGGAUCAUACUAAUCAGGUGUGGCCAGGCAGCUUCCGUAUGGUUCCACAACAGCCCCAGCCACCACAGGAGACACUAAAGCUUGAUUUAGACCUCAGACUCUGAAGAAGAAAAAAAUCCUCCCCUUGGAGUUUUAUCUUACUUUUCGGCCUUAAGAGCUUUUUCAUUGAUCUAAGCAAGAAAAAUACUCCCAUCAAAAGAAAUAUAAGCAGGAAACUUACCUGGAAGAGUCAAAUAACUCAGUAGAAGCAAAUGGUACUGUAUAGUUAUCAUAGGAAAUUUAGAGAUUUAUAAUCUCCACCGUCUGUACAUGAGUACAUGUUGAGCACUAUAAAAACCAAAUUAUAACACCCUAGUUGUCCUUUGUAGUUCCUUGAUGCUUCAAGUAA
Medicago truncatula (barrel medic) is the source of this 1637-nucleotide messenger RNA. Its product is annotated as zinc finger protein 4. The coding region runs from base 769 to 1353 and encodes 194 amino acids. The transcript has a single exon. Lineage: Eukaryota; Viridiplantae; Streptophyta; Magnoliopsida; Fabales; Fabaceae. The record is from RefSeq and is a predicted model, not a curated record.